Penicillium cataractarum is the source of this 1584-nucleotide messenger RNA. RefSeq names its product cytochrome P450. The record is from RefSeq and is a predicted model, not a curated record. The transcript is spliced from 2 exons. Lineage: Eukaryota; Fungi; Ascomycota; Eurotiomycetes; Eurotiales; Aspergillaceae. Bases 1 to 1584 code for a protein of 527 amino acids. Gene Ontology annotation, molecular function: iron ion binding; monooxygenase activity; heme binding.
AUGCACGCAACCACCAUUGUAGCCAUUUUUGGUCUACUGAUAGGCGUGUACGUUGUCACACGACGUAAAUCAGCUUCGUCUUUGCCGCUGCCACCCGGCCCCAAGCCAUUACCGAUCAUUGGCAAUGUCCAUCAAGCUCCCAAGUCCCACGGCUGGAUGACAUAUCGCGAAUGGAGUAAGCAGUAUGGACCCAUCUUUCAUGUCAACAUGCUUGGUCAGCCCGUCAUCAUUCUGUCUACGUCUGAAGUUGCCCAUGACCUCCUAGCCAAGCGUGGAGCAAUAUUUUCAGACCGACCUCGUCUUUUCUUGGCGACAGAGUUGGCCUUGAAAGGACUCAACAUCCUCAUGAUGAAUUAUACCGAGCAAUUCCGUCAACAUCAGAGGCUCCAGGUCUCGGUGUUGAACGCGACGCCGGCAGCGACCUAUCUCCCCAUCCAGACUAUGGAGUCACAACAACUAAUGCACGACCUCCUUAUAAAUGCGAGUGGGGCAGGUACGAAUGUCCAAGGAUAUUUCCAGCGCGCAGUCGCUAGCAUCAUCCACACAUUGCUGUACGGCUUCCGCGUCAAAGACUACAACGACCCGGGGCUUCGCGCCAUUAUCAAAUUCAACGAAGAGUUUUCCGAGUUUAUCCAGGUUGGCGCGCACAUUGUUGACCAGUUCCCUGUUCUCAAUAAUCUGCCAGGCUUCUUGGCCCCAUGGAAGGCAAAGGCUGAGAAUCACUACGUGGCUAAGCAUGAUCUACGUGACAAAAACUUCCGCCUGGGUCUCGGGUCCGACGCCUGGAAUAUAUCAAAGCAUCUGAAGAAAGUUGUCGAAAAGGACAGUCUCGACAUGCCUUGGAACGAGUUGGCGUUUGAGCUUGGUACUAUGAUUGACGCCGCGCUGGACGGCACUACAGAUAGCUUGAUCUGGUUUGUGGUCGCUUGCAUCACGCAAGACCAAGGCUUCAUCUCUAAGGCACGCGAGGAGCUCGAUAGUAUUGUCGGGCACGAUCGACUUCCAGGUCCGGAGGACAAGCCUAACCUGCCAUAUAUCACUGCUAUCGUGGAAGAGAUAUUUCGUUGGCGACCGGUUGGCCCCGAGGGCGUCCCUCACCUCAAUAGAGAGGAGACUACAUACAACGGCUAUACCAUUCCCAAAGGAUCUGUCAUUGUGCCCAACGUUUGGACAAUCUCCCGGGAAGAAGCCUUGUUUGGCUCGGACCCUGACGAUUUCAUCCCAGAUCGUUGGCUCGAAGAGGACGGCAAGACACUCAAAUCUCUACCCCCGGCUGCCUUUGGUUAUGGAAGGCGAACCUGCCCUGGCCGUCAUUUUGCCCGCAAUGUUAUAUGGAAUGUGGUUGCCCAACUGCUGUGGUCAUUCGACAUCAAAGCUGGUCUGUCCGAGGAGACGGGCGAACCCAUCCCUGUUGACCCAAUUGCAUGUACUUACGGCCUGGUAAUGAGGGCUCUACCUUUCAAGGCUGCAUUUAACCCACGAGGGCCAUGGGUGCGUGAAGUCAUUACCAGAGAUGGUGACACUUAUGGGAAGGAUCAUGAGGCCAUGCUCAACCGGAUUGGGGAAGAGUUUGCUAAGUUGUAG